AUAACAUUUUUGUGCAUGUUCCUCGUCGGAUCCAUAGGUGGCGCUUUAGUGGAGAUGGGAGAGGCCAUGAAGAGACUGGCAGAAGUAAAAGACUCUCUAGACAUUGACGUCAAACAGAACUUCAUCGACCCUUUCCAAACUAUAGUCGACAAGGAGCUGAAAGACAUACAGCACUAUCUGAAGAAACUGGAGGGCCGUCGACUGGAUUACGACUACAAGAAGAAACGUCAGGGGAAGGUUCCGGAUGAGGAGCUCAGGCAAGCAGCAGAGAAGUUCGAAGAGUCCAAAGAAGUGGCUGAAACCAGCAUGCAGAACCUUCUGGAUACUGACGUGGAGCAGGUGAGUCAGCUCACAGCUUUGGUCGAAUCACAGCUGCAAUUUCACAGACAGUCUGUGGAGGUCCUGGAGGAGCUGGCACAGAGAAUGAGAGAAAGAGUAAACAAGGCCCAAUCUCAGCCACGCCAGAAACGGAUGCCUGUGUCCAGACCCAGUUUUGAUUGCUUAGAUUCGGAAGACUCCAACGGAGGCUGGAGUCCGUCAGCUGCGCCAUCAUCACACCCGUCCACAGGUGAGCUCACCCUGUUCAUUUACAUAAGGUUUCAAGGAGUAGUUCACCCAAAAAUAAAAACUUGCUGA
Molecule: messenger RNA, 636 nt
Organism: Sinocyclocheilus rhinocerous
Lineage: Eukaryota; Metazoa; Chordata; Actinopteri; Cypriniformes; Cyprinidae
Product: endophilin-A2-like
Exons: 4
Coding region: 16-636 (206 amino acids)
Biological process (GO): synaptic vesicle uncoating
Cellular component (GO): presynapse; cytoplasm; glutamatergic synapse
Molecular function (GO): protein binding
Source: RefSeq, a predicted model, not a curated record